CCGUUGACGUAAACUGAUGUGACAUCUCAAUUUCCGGCAGUGUUUUAGGUGCAAAUGCCAAAGAAAAAUUCCUCCGAGACUUCUGACAAAGUAAAUUACCGCAAGGCAAUCCCUGGUGUUAUCUUUUCAGGUUAUGGCACGUGUGGGCUGUUCGCACGAUAUGAAUACGAGACAACCAAACAUCCUGUUAACAGGGACCCCUGGUGUUGGAAAAACAACCCUGGGGAAGGAGCUGGCUCAGCGGACCGGGCUCACCUAUGUUAAUAUAGGUGAGCUGGCUCAGGAAGGAGAACUUUAUGAUGGCUAUGAUGAAGAGUACCAGUGCCCUAUAUUGGAUGAAGACAGGGUAGUGGAUGAGCUAGAUGAGAAGAUGACGCAUGGAGGUGUGAUUGUAGACUAUCAUGGCUGUGACCUCUUCCCCGAACGCUGGUUUCACAUUGUCUUCGUCCUCAGAACAGACAAUACUCAGCUCUACACACGGCUCGAAAGCAGGGGCUACACAGGAAAGAAGCUGCAGGACAACGUGCAGUGUGAAAUCUUUCAGACCAUCUAUGAGGAGGCAAUUGAGGCCUACAAAGAGGAGCUUGUCCACCAGCUACCCAGCAACACUCCUGAGGACCUGGAAAGCAACUUGGAGCAGAUCGUGCAGUGGACUAAACGGUGGCUAAAAGACCACAAUUAGAGUGGAAAAGUGCUACCUUGGAUAACUGGCUGUCAGAUAAAAUAUGUUUGAACAAAAUAAUUUGUGCCCGUUUUCAACCUGUACCCUUUUUUUUUUAUCAGUCCUGCCAUUGUGAAAACUAUUCACAUA
Molecule: messenger RNA, 811 nt
Organism: Hippocampus zosterae (dwarf seahorse)
Lineage: Eukaryota; Metazoa; Chordata; Actinopteri; Syngnathiformes; Syngnathidae
Gene: ak6
Product: adenylate kinase 6
Exons: 6
Coding region: 134-682 (182 amino acids)
Cellular component (GO): nucleus; cytoplasm
Molecular function (GO): AMP kinase activity; ATP hydrolysis activity; ATP binding
Source: RefSeq, a predicted model, not a curated record